GAGUGGCAGGACCAAGUACUACUUCAAAACUCUUUCUCGAUUCGAUCUGGGCAUUUGCGACCUUAGCCUAGCUCGAAUGGCGGAAUUUUGGCGAUGGGCAGUGACAGGAUUGCUCGUCUCCUUCGCUUUGGGGUCGGCCAUUUUCAUGAGCAGGAGCAAGAGCAGCAAGAACAAGCCGAGGAAGAUGAUUCCCAAGGACCUGGAGGCUGCUCACUCGAUGCUGGACAAGUUUCACAAUGCCUGUGCCACUCCCGUGGAGACCUUGCGCAAAAUCUCCCAAGACAUGCUCUCGCAGAUGGAAGCUGGCCUCCAGAGUGACGGUGGGAGUAGGCUCAGGAUGCUACUCUCCUUCGUUGAGCAUUUGCCGUGCGGCAAUGAAACUGGCUUGUUCUACGGGCUGGAUCUCGGAGGAACCAACUUUCGAGUCCUUCGAGUGCAGCUCGGUGGCAAGGAGAAGAGAAUCCUCAAGCAAGAGUCUAAGGUGGAUUCCAUUCCUUCCGAGAUUAUGACUAGCACCAAUGAAGAGCUGUUUGAUUACAUUGCACGAGUUCUUGCUGAUUUCGUGGCCACCGAAGGCGUCGAUUGCAACUUAAUCCCGGGGCAAAAGCGUGAACUGGGCUUCACAUUUUCCUUCCCGGUGUCACAGGAAUCACUCAACUCUGGGAAGCUGGUCAAGUGGACCAAAGGUUUUGCAAUUGCUGAAACGAUCGGUCAAGACGUUGUCAAAGAAUUACAGGCAGCAAUGGAGAGGUGCAAACUGGACAUGCAUGUCAUUGCCAUGGUGAAUGAUACAACUGGAACUUUGGCCGGAGGACGCUACUGGAACGAGGAUGUAAUGGCGGGGCUGAUUCUGGGAACCGGUUCUAACGCAUGCUAUGUAGAACAAACCAGUGAAAUCCCAAAGUGGCCACCAUCGCUACCAAAACCUGAAGAAACAGUGAUCAAUAUAGAAUGGGGUCAUUUCUGGUCACCACACAUCCCAAAGACGGAGAUUGACGAUGAUUUGGAUGCUGAGAGUGUUCAUCCUGGACAACAGGUGUUUGAAAAGCUUUUCUCGGGAAUGUACCUUGGAGACAUUGUCCGGAGGAUGAUUCUUAAACUUGCAGAGCAAGCAUGUUUGCUUGGAGGUGUAACAGAGAUUCCCAGCAACAUGGCAACACCUUUUGUUCUAAGAACACGAGACGUCUCUAUAAUGCACGAGGACGAAAGUGAGGACCUGGAAAAUGUUGCACGCGUCAUGGAAACCAUCUUUGGACUAAAAGAGCUGCCGCUCGAAGUUCGCAAAGUGAUCAAAGACGUUUGCGAGAUCACGGCAGCUCGGGGUGCGAGAUUGGUAGCGGCAGGGAUUGUCGGGAUCGUGAGAAAGAUCGGUGAGAGGAAGAAAAAGAUCUGUAUAGCCAUAGAUGGAAGCCUGUACGAGCACUAUACAAAGUUCCGGGCAAAACUACACGAAGCACUGGUAGAGCUUCUGGGACAGGAGGCAGCAGCAAAAGUUGUGAUAGAGCUAUCAAAAGAUGGAUCAGGUCUUGGAGCAGCCUUACUUGCAGCAUCUCACUCAAAGAAAGACUUGGAAGAUAAAUGUGACAAACAAUGAGAAACUAGAAUGGAGUUUCUCUGUAAAA
Messenger RNA from Selaginella moellendorffii, 1622 nucleotides. Its product is annotated as hexokinase-7. The transcript has 10 exons. Gene Ontology annotation, molecular function: glucokinase activity; fructokinase activity; ATP binding. Gene Ontology annotation, biological process: glucose 6-phosphate metabolic process; glycolytic process; intracellular glucose homeostasis. Bases 77 to 1594 code for a protein of 505 amino acids. Gene Ontology annotation, cellular component: cytosol; mitochondrion. The record is from RefSeq and is a predicted model, not a curated record. Lineage: Eukaryota; Viridiplantae; Streptophyta; Lycopodiopsida; Selaginellales; Selaginellaceae.